AUGGCUUAAUACUUUGAAACAUCAGACAAAAGAGGUGAACUUCUUGAAUUAGCUUAAGAUUUAGGUUCAAAUUCUUAUGAAAAAAAGAAAGAAGCAGUAAAAAAGAUAAUAGCUUAAAUGACAGUUGGAAAAGAUGUAUCUCCAUUAUUCCAAUCCGUAAUAAAAUGUUUAGAAUAUCCCUAAAUCGACAUGAAAAAGCUAGUAUACUUAUACAUCAUAAAUUAUUCCUAAAACAGUCCAGACGAUGCUAUUAUGGUAGUAAAUCUAUUCACAAAAGAUGUAAAAAACAAAUAAAACCCAAUAAUAAGAGGAUUAGCAGUAAGAACAAUGGGCUGUAUUAGAGUUCCUAAAAUAAAUGAAUAUUUAGCUUAACCUUUAAAAGAAGCCUUAUAGGACACAGAGCCUUAUGUAAGAAAAACAGCAGCUCUAUGUGUUUCUAAAGUAUAUGAAAUUACACCUGAUAUUGUUGAAAAUAAUGGACUUAUUGAUACUUUAUAGAAUAUGUUGACAAAAGAAGGAAAUGUUCAUGUUUUGGUCAAUUGUUUGAUUUCUCUUAAUGAAAUGUCGUAUUAUAGAGGUACUAAUCUAAUCACUGUUACUUAAAAAGUUCUUUAAAAAUUACUGGUUGCUGUUAAUGAUUGCAGUGAAUGGGGAUAAAUUGUUGUUAUGGAUUAUUUAGUUAAUUAUAUUCCGGAAAAUUCUAAAGAAGCUGAAAGUGUUAUAGAAAGAGUUCUUCCUAGAUUAUCACAUAUAAAUCCUGGUGUAGUGUUAGGAUCAGUGAAGGUCAUUUUAAAAUUUUUAGAUUAUGUAACAUCAGUUGAAAUAGUAAAGCAUUUAACAGGAAAAAUAGCUUAAAAUUUAGUUUCAUUACUUUCAUGGAAUCAACCUUAAAUAUAAUAUGUAGUUUUGAAAUGUUCAUCUCAUAUAUUACAAAAGAAGCCAGGUUUAAUGGAAAAAAACAUAAAAGUAUUCUUUUGUAAUUUUAACGAACCAUACUAUAUUAAGAAUGAAAAACUAGAUAUAUUAGCAUAAAUAUGUGAUGAUAAAAACUAUGAAUUAGUUCUGAAUGAAAUAAAAGAAUAUGUAAAUGAACCUGAUACAGAUUUCGUAAGACGUUCUAUAAGCUCAUUAGGAAAAAUAGCAAUUAAAUUUGAUAAAACGGUUGAUAAAAUUUUAGACAUAUUAUUAGAAUAAAUAAAAUAAUUAAAAGAAAAUCAAAGAAGUUAAGAUCCUUUUGUAUAGGAAAUACUAAUUACUAUUUAAAAAAUAUAUAGAAAAUAUCCUUAAAAAAUUACUUAUCAAAACAGUUUAGAUACUAUUAUUAAAAUUUCUGAUUUAGCUAAUGAAGAAAUAUCUAAAGCUGCAAUUGCUUGGAUUUUAGGUACAUAUGCUGAGCAUAUACCAAAUGUAAUAGAAUUAAUAAAUGCUAAAAUUUCAAACUUUUUAUAAGAACAAAGAGGUGUAUAAUUAGAAAUUUUAACCGCAGCAGUUAAAAUAUUAGUAAAAUACCCUGAUGAUGGUAAAUAUUUUAUUUAAAAUUUACUUGAAUAAGCUGCUUAUAAGACUGAAAAUCCUGAUGUUCGUGAUAGAGCGUUUAUUUAUUGGAGAAUGCUCUCUUCAGAGCCCGAAAAAACAAGAGAAACUAUUUUAUGUAAAAUGCCAAUAAUAAUGGAAGAUUAAUUCAUCUACGAUACUGAAUAUUGUGAUUAAAUGGUAGAAAGUUUAGGUUUACUUUCUGCUGUUUAUGGAAAAACUGUAGAUGAAAUGUUCCCUAGAAGAAAAAAAUAUUAAUAAGCAAAAGAAGCUUAAUAAAAUAAAAAAGAAGAAAAGAAAAAACAAGAAGAAAAAAUUAAAUAAGAUAAUUAAGAUGAAUCUCCAGUACCUGAAAAAGAUUCCACGAAAUUCGCUACAAGCAACUAACCUCCUUUGCAAACUGCACCUCCUUAACAAACUGCUCCUCCUGCCUAAAAAUAAUUAGAUUUAUUAGAUAUGUUCGAUGUAGUAUCUUAAUAAUAACCUUAAUAAUAACAAUAACCUUAAUAAUAAUAAAUUUAAUAAUAACAAUAAACUAAUGCAGGAAAUUUAUUAGAUUUAUUAGAUAAUGACUUAAUGUCAAUAAAUAAACCUGUUUAAUAAUAACAAUAAUAGCCAAAUGUUUCUAAUAAUAAUGAUGAUUUUGAUUUGUUUGGAAAUUCUCCAGAAAAACCAAAAUAAAAUUAAUAAGAUGAACCCAAAUAUAAUGUUGUCAUAACUAGUGAUACAGCCGGAACAAACGGAAAAAAAGGACUUUAUUUAGAAGCUGAUAUAUUCAAUUAAAAUAACACAUUAGUAUUAAAAAUGAGAAUUUAGAACUAUUCUUAAAAUCCCAUAAACGAGUUUUUAUUGCAAUUAAAACCUAAUUAUUUUGGCCUUAAAAUAGAUUCUAGUCCUUAAGUAAAUGCUUUAUAAAACUAAAUAUAAGAAGUAUAAACUACUUUAAGUUUUUCUGGAAAUCCAAAUCUUUAAUAGGUCCCUUAAUACCCAUUUAUACUUGUUUUUGGAGUAAAAUCUUCAGUAGAUAUUUACUAUUUUAAUGUUUAAAGUAAUAUUGUUUUCUUAUUGAAUUCUACAGGAAAUAUCAGUAAAGAAGAAUUCAGAAAUACUUGGAAAUCAAUUCCAGAUGAUUUGUAAAAGAGCCAUAAUGUAAACUUACUAAAUUAGAGCUUUUUUAAUUAAGAUAAUCUAAUUAAUAAACUAAAGAGUAAUAAUAUUUAUUUUUUGGCUUCAAAAAAUAGUGGAAAUUAGAUUUAAAGUUAUUAUGCGUCUAGAUUUAAUAAUACUACUAUUUUAUUUGAAGUUAAUAUUCCUAAUAAUAAUGAUUAAAGUGGGGCUUCGGUUGGGUGUAGAAGUACAGAUAAUAACUUAGGAUAAAUUUUUGCUUAGUAUGUUUGUGAAUUAUUAUAAUGA
Messenger RNA from Ichthyophthirius multifiliis, 2946 nucleotides. RefSeq lists its product as hypothetical. Lineage: Eukaryota; Ciliophora; Oligohymenophorea; Hymenostomatida. The record is from RefSeq and is a predicted model, not a curated record. Gene Ontology annotation, cellular component: membrane coat; clathrin adaptor complex. Gene Ontology annotation, biological process: intracellular protein transport; vesicle-mediated transport. The transcript is spliced from 10 exons. Gene Ontology annotation, molecular function: clathrin binding.